AACACGAACUACGCCAUCCCUCCCCUUCGUGUACGCUAAGGCAAGCUAGCUAUCCUCGACCAAUCGAGAGAAUCCGUUUUUACCCCCUUUGCCCCUCCAUUCGUAUCGGUGAUUCACACCCCCACACUACCCUUUCCAACUGCCCUCGACCCUCUUCUCCUCCGCCUACUACUUUCACUCGAUUCACGAUCUUCCACCCACCUACCCUCUAUCCGAAGGGAAUUUCGAAUUUACGCGAACAGAGGGAUAAUUUCAUUGUCGAAAUUUUGAAGGCGACUAGGAGGAUUGGACUGCAUACGUGCAACGAGGGAGGUCCGGUCAAACGUGUUGCUCACCAGGUGCUGGAAUAAAUGAAUGGCCAAGCAACGAGGAAGAAUCUCCCCUGAAUUUGAUAUAACGUUUGGGAAGGGUGGAAAAAGGGUAGUGGACCGAAAUCACGGUCACUGUCACUCCUCGCUGUCACUGUCAACAGAGGUAAUCUUAACCCCGUGCUGGCAUUUGAGAAUUGAUCGCAACCACCUUGUCCAACAUGCGUGUACACGUAGGCUACGUGGUACAGUAUAGUCGGCCAUCCCAAGGUGGAGGAGAUUCCAUGGAAUAGCGCGUGCGCCGCGAAAUCAUGAAUGGAACCACCGCUCAAUGCGAGUCCGGCCACACAAUCACAGUCAUACAGUCACUCUACUUUUAUUUAUAUCCCUCCAACGACGACCUUCAGCCAAGGAUGUACUACGUGAAGUAUCUAUGGAAGACUGUGGACAUACAGAAACAUUAAAUGAAGCAGCUAUGCCAAUAUCAGUCGCAAUUGAACAGCCACCAACAUUACAAACAAUAGAUACAACAUUACAAAAUUUUCAUGGCGAUGAAAUCUUAGAUAAAACAUUAGAGGAACAAAGUAUAGAAAGAUUACAAGAAACAAAUAAUGAGACUUUAUUGGAUGUAAUAAAGGAUAAUAAAAGUAUAGAAGAUACACAAAUAUCAGUCUCAUCCAAUUGGCUUCAUUACAACUGGAAUAUCACACCAAAACUAUUAUGUGAAGCUACUAAGGAAUAUCAACCAACUGAGACAUGUGAAAAUUUUACAAAAGGUUGUCAGUGGUCUCCUGAUGGAACAUGUUUAUUAGUACCUGCUGAAGAUUUUAGAAUUCGAAUUUAUGAACUUCCUAAAGAAUUAUAUUCAGAGAAAAUUCCUUCCAAUUUGACAUCUACGGAUCUUCCAGUAGCAUUAGCUAUAAAAGAAGGAGGUCUUAUAUAUGAUACUUGCUGGUAUCCUUUCAUGAAUUCUUGGCAACCUGAAACUUGUUGUUUUCUAAGUACAAGCAGAGAAAGUCCCAUACAUUUAUGGGAUGCGUUUAAUGGUGAACUAAGAGCAACAUAUAGAGCUUACAAUCAAGUUGACGAAGUAGAGGCUUCAAUUAGCAUUCAGUUUAUUGACUCAGCUAGGGAAGUAUGGGCUGGUUUUAAAAAUGCCUUAAAGAUUUUUGAUGUCGAACGUCCAGGUCGUCAAAUAAAUACUAUUCAGUUUAAAAAAGACUUUCCAAACGUAGCAGGAUUAGUUUCUUGUAUAAGAGAAAAUCCUAUUAUGCCUGGGUUAGUUGCAUUUGGUACAUACUCUAAAUCCAUUGGUUUAUAUAGAGAUGGACCGUUAUGUACUUUCAAGACAGGAAGUGGUGUAACCCAAAUCGAAUUUAGUUCUUGUGGAACAAAAUUAUUUUCGACUGUUAGACGUAGUAAUGAAUUUUUAUGCUGGGACCUUCGUAAUCCAGGCACUGUACUCUAUUCCCUUCAAGGAAGACAGUCUGACACAAAUCAAAGAAUACAGUUUAACGUGUCAUUCGAUGGAAAGCAAAUAGUUUCUGGUGGUACGGAUGGAUACAUUGAGAUUUGGGAAUUGCCUGAAAGUACAAAUUGUGAAGAUCUCAGUGUAACGUAUAAAAUAAAGUUAUUUCAUGAUUGUAUAAAUGGAGUAAGUCUUCACAAGAGUUUGCCAAUAAUUGCUACAAGUACAGGACAAAGAUUUUGUGAUGAUAUUGUACAAAAUCGAGACAAUAGUGUCAGAUUGUGGUCUUUUUUGUGAUUAUAGUUUAUUAAUAUUAUAAAUGUAGAUAUAAAUGCUAUUUUAUAUGUCGGUAUUACAGCAGUUUUUUCGUUGGGCCUGGUAAACUGCACGUGACUGCACACACGGGGAAUCACCCGAGUUGCUUUGCCC
This is a messenger RNA of Osmia bicornis bicornis, 2205 nucleotides long. RefSeq names its product telomerase Cajal body protein 1 (gene WDR79). The transcript is spliced from 8 exons. Lineage: Eukaryota; Metazoa; Arthropoda; Insecta; Hymenoptera; Megachilidae. Bases 640 to 2073 code for a protein of 477 amino acids. The record is from RefSeq and is a predicted model, not a curated record. Gene Ontology annotation, molecular function: protein binding.